AUGUCGGGGGUUCCACAGGCGGUGCCGCCGGAGACGGCGACCGAUGCACAGGGUAAUCCGCUGCUUGUAGCGGUGGAUCGCGACGAACUCUUUUCCUUCAGCGUAGACGCAACGACGAAGCGCGUGCAUACCGACGCGCAGGAUGUCCACUUGCUGAAUUUGAUCGUCAACUGGCUGCGGAUGCUUCCGCCUCAGGCGCCGUGCCCCCCGCCUCCGAACAUUUUGCAGAAGGAGCUCUCCGAGGGCAUUGCUGAAGAGAAGGCGAAGGGCAACGCCGCGUACCGCAAGAAGGACUAUGAGACGGCCAUCAAGCACUACACGCUGGGCAUCGCUCUGAUCACGAGCCGGCCCAUGUGGGAAUCAAGCUCGAUAAUCGCAGAUGAACUCACUGUCAUGCUCGCCAAUCGCAGCGCCGCGAUGCUGGCCUGUGAGGCCCACAUCGAGGCGCUGUGUGACGCCGAUGCCGCCGUCAAAAUCAAGGGCGCAUGGGGCAAGGGCCACUUUCGUAAGGGCAAGGCACUCGCCGCCCUCCAGCGCUACGAAGAGGCUCGCGCGGCCUUUGAACUCGGCCACCAGUGCGAGCCCGACAAUGAGGACUUUCUCCAGGCCAUAGCAGCACUGCCAUAA
Messenger RNA from Malassezia restricta, 627 nucleotides. Its product is annotated as translocation protein SEC72. The record is from RefSeq and is a predicted model, not a curated record. Bases 1 to 627 code for a protein of 208 amino acids. NCBI's taxonomy places the organism in Eukaryota, Fungi, Basidiomycota, Malasseziomycetes, Malasseziales, Malasseziaceae. The transcript has a single exon. Gene Ontology annotation, molecular function: Hsp90 protein binding.